AUGGACUACGUGCGUGACGGCUACGACCUUCUCGCGGCGCAGUGCCGCGAGCACGUCCCGGCCGCCAGCGUCCCGGUUGAGGUCACCUUUUGCGACGCCCACUACCGCGGCGACGCGCCACGACCGGUUCCGUGGCGGGCGGCGCUCGACGAGAUAUUUUCGGACGCGCUCGCGGCACGCCCCCUGCUGGGCGUCGCGACCGGCGGCUGGGUGGUUCAGGGCGCGCGCGACGGCGUCGGCUUUGAGUACGACGGCGAUGCGGCCCGGACGCUCCUCUCCACGCUCCUCGAGCCGGAGCUGAUCGGGAAGCUCGACCCCACCACCCUCUGCCUCCGCACGCUCGCGGUGCUGGAGGACGGGAGAGACGCCGGCGCCGCGCUCUGCCACACGGUGGCCAAGACGGGCUUCCCGUUUCGGCACCGCGACUUUGUCGACGUCACCGCGUGGAAGCGGCUGCCCGACGGCACGGUGCUUCAAGCGGCUCGGUCCUGCCCGACCGCCGCCGCCUCGGUCCCGUAUGUCCUCGCGCCUGCCGCCGCCGGCGGCACCGACCUCACCCUCGUCAGCCAGACCGACCUCGCCGGCUACAUGCCAACUCCGGUCACGAACCGGCGCGCGGCCGUCAGCAGCCAGCACAGCGCACAGUCACGGCUGCCGCCACACGCUCUCACCCAUUUCCUCGCCGCAGGAUGGUUGGCCCCGUGCUGGCGGACUACGUUCGGGCGCUGGAGAGGGUGA
Emiliania huxleyi CCMP1516 is the source of this 738-nucleotide messenger RNA. RefSeq lists its product as hypothetical. Bases 1 to 738 code for a protein of 245 amino acids. Gene Ontology annotation, molecular function: lipid binding. The record is from RefSeq and is a predicted model, not a curated record. The transcript is spliced from 2 exons. NCBI's taxonomy places the organism in Eukaryota, Haptophyta, Isochrysidales, Noelaerhabdaceae.